GACAUAAUGUUUUAAGCAUUGGAGAGUCGGAACUCAAGAGUCAGAACUACGUUGAAAACUGGACUAGUUUCAUUUAUUAUUACGUGCAGUACAGACAUGUCAAGAAAAUACUGCAACUUGAUAAUAUUAUUGUUAACUAUUUUUUUGUUAACAACAGAUACUAUUACUUUACAGCAUCCAAUAGUGGUCGCCGAAUACGAUAUUAAUGAACGUCAAAAUUAUAACGAACAAGAACAAAAUUACAAUCAACAAGAACAAAGUUAUAAUCAACAAGAUUAUAAUUUCAAUGAAUAUCAAAAUUUUCAACCAAUAGUAAAAUUUGAUAGACCAAUUGUUGUGAAAGCUAUUGAAAAACCAAAAGAUCAGCAAGAUUUUAGUAAAAUUCCUGGUAUUCCUGGUGUAGACUAUCCUUUGUAUCAUAGUGUACCUUCAACGAGUUUUUCAUGCGCACACGUUCCUUUCGUACCUGGAAUGUACGCGAAUGUGGAAACCGGUUGUCAGGCAUAUCAUAUUUGUCACGAUGGACGCGAAGGUCAUCAAGGUGCAUCUUUUCUCUGCACAAAUGGAACUCUUUUCAAUCAACAAGAAUUUGCUUGUGAUUGGUGGUAUAAUGUGAACUGCGCUGAUGCACCGACUUUAUAUAGAGCGUUUUCAUCACUAAUAUAGGAUGUCUCAAAAUUAACGCAAGAUUUAAAUUUGCCGCCAUUUUUGCAUUAAAUUGUUGACAACCCUGAAUAAAGAACAGUUUGACAGCUGAGAAUUUAGGGUUAAUAAAAAUGGAGUGUUAUACGAUACAACAACGUGUUUGCAUUAUUAAACAAUAUUUUAAAAAUAAUGAAAGUUUGACGGCCGCAAAAUAAUCCUAAGCGAUGAAGCACAUUUUCACCUCGAUGGCUUUGUUAAUCGCCAAAAUUGCCGUAUUUGGGGUUCGGAGAACCCAUGUAUGAUUAGCGAAAAACAAAUAGAUCCACAACGUGUCAUUGUUUGGUGCGCAUUUUGGGCAGGAGGCAUCAUCGGACUAUAUUUUUUUGAGAAUGAGGCUGGUCAAACAGCAACUGUUAAUGAUGCUCGAUAUCGCGACAUGAUAAUACAGUUCUUUCUGCCGAAAUUGGACGAUACUGAUAUGGCCAAUAUGUGGUUUCAACAAGGUGGCACAUGCCAUAUAGCCAAUGAAACAAUUCAAUUACUGCAUGAGACAUUUCCUGGUCAUGUACUCUCUCGUUUCAGUGAUCAGAAUUAAUCUUUAAAUCAUAUGAUUUAACACCAUUAGAUUUCUUCUUAUAGGAUUAUUUGAAGUCAAAGGUCUAUGUCAACAAUCCCACAACCACACGUGCAUUACAAGAGGAAAUUAAACGCUGCGUCAACGAAAUUCAGCCACAAUUAUGUAGAAAGGUCAUGAAAAAUUUCAACGAAAGGAUAUGUAUGUGCCAGCAAAACCGUGGAGACCAUUUGUCCGAUGUGUUAUUCCAUAAAUAACCCUAUCCUAUGUACUUUAUGAUUCACUUAAAAAAUAAAUAUUUAAAGACUAAAAA
Molecule: messenger RNA, 1532 nt
Organism: Apis mellifera (honey bee)
Lineage: Eukaryota; Metazoa; Arthropoda; Insecta; Hymenoptera; Apidae
Exons: 4
Coding region: 97-666 (189 amino acids)
Cellular component (GO): extracellular region
Molecular function (GO): chitin binding
Source: RefSeq, a predicted model, not a curated record